Messenger RNA from Pecten maximus, 876 nucleotides. RefSeq names its product putative nuclease HARBI1. The transcript has 3 exons. The annotation marks the transcript as partial. The record is from RefSeq and is a predicted model, not a curated record. NCBI's taxonomy places the organism in Eukaryota, Metazoa, Mollusca, Bivalvia, Pectinida, Pectinidae.
AAUGAUUUAAUUACAGGGUUCCCCAAUGUUGUUGGGUGUUUGGAUUGUACACAUGUAAGAAUUCAAGGACCCACAGAAAAUGAGAAGGAUUUUGUGAACCGCAAAGGCUUUCAUUCACUGAAUGUCCAGAUGACAUGCAAUGCUGAGUUUCUAAUAACUAGCUGUGUUGCAAAGUGGCCUGGAUCAGUACAUGAUUCUCGGAUUUUUAGGGACAGUCAGUUAUGCAGAAGUUUUGAGAAUGGAACAUAUGAUGGGCUCCUGUUGGGAGAUUCAGGGUAUCCCUGUAGACAUUUCUUAAUGACACCUUUCAUCAACCCCAGCACCAAUGAGCAGCAGAGGUUCAAUAACUCCCUGUGCAGGACCAGAACAACUAUUGAGCAGACAUUUGGCAUAUUAAAGAGAAGGUUUGCUUGCCUUUCAGUUGGGUUGAGAGUGGCACCAACCAAGGCAGCAGGGAUAAUCAUGGCCUGUGUAGUAUUACACAACAUAGCACAAGAAAAGAAGGAAGUGUUGAAUUGUGAACAUCAAAAUAAUUAUAAUGAAGUUGGAAAUCAAUUAAACUAUGUUGGUCCUGAUGCUGGUGGUGCAGGAGUGAGAAACCACAUCUGUCAAAAUAAUUUCCGUUGAUGAAUUCUUUCAAUACACACAGAAUUAGAAUACUGACAUAUCCAGAACAAGGUUGGGUUAAUUGUAAGUUGUAUAAAGUUUGUAAUUAAUUAACCUAUAAAAAAGAUAACAUUCAUCAGUCAUAAUUGAACUAUUUUAUAGACAUAGCUAGCUGCAUCAUACAGAUCCAACAAUUUCAAAGAUAUAUUGAUAUACAUGAGAUGUAAAUUCCAUUAAAGUCAUUGAUACAUACAAGAAUAUGUAAACAUC